GUAAUUGAAAAAGUUGAAGAACUUCCAUUGAUAAUCAAAGAAGUCAUAGACGAAACAUCAUCUCUUCAACCACCACCACCUUAUGAGGUCAUAGAUGAAGCACAAAAUAAUAAUAUUUCUUCAGAAGUGAAUCAGAGUAAUGUUGUUUCUAACCAUGAAAAUGUCUCUAGUAAUAUGUCCUCAUCUCAAAACAACAGUAAUGUUAAACAAGGUGAAUGGAGUGGCGUUCUUGAGAAGGAAGUGGAGAAUUUUGAAAAUAUCUUGGAAAGAGUUUUAGGACAAGUUCCCUCAGAAGAUGUUGAACGAAAAAAGAAGCUUCGAAGUUUUGGUACUGGAAAAAAAUUAGCAAAACGGUAUGGUAUAAUCACUAGUGAAAGGCUGAUGCCCGUUGUAAUAUUAUUACUCCAGCACGCCUGGCAUGAAAACGCAAAUGCGAAUUUACGAUCUUUGAAAUGUGAUGUUGGAUGGUGUAUAAACGAGAGCGCUAGUUAUGAGAAGACCAUGUGGGAGAGAAUAGAAAUGGAACUUAAGGAAAUAAAUGUGGAGGAUCUUGGCUUCGAUCAUCCGAUAUGUUCAGGCGUUCUCGAUUUAAAAUCAGUACCCUUUACAAAUAUACCCGGGUCGGUUUGUGAUACUUUUAAGGAACCGUUUCAGAAAUAUAAGUUAGAACAAAAUCAUAAUGUAAUGGAUACAUGUAAAGAAUUUAUCCGGAACGAAGAAUCGAAAAUUAAUAUAGAUGAGAAUCAAUGUAAGCCACUUGAAAUAAGUUUUGCUAAACCCGCUUAUAUGAUUCUUUUACAUUCUCAUUUACUGAAAGGAAAGUCGAUAAAUGAAGGCUCAUACGUUUGUGAAGUGCUCGCACCAUUGUUAAACAUAGUGAUGAGCAAUUUGCCAGGAAAUCCAAUAGCGUGGGAUAUAUGGGGCGAAGAAGGGAGUUCAGCUAGUGCUAUACGAAAAGGUUCUCGUAAAAUUGCACGAAGGGCUGAUUAUAUGAUGAUGGCGCAGUUGGGAAAAAAUGCUAAACUUGAAAUUGUUUAUCUUGAAACCGGUAGACCUGAUUCCACUCAAGAUAAACGCCUUCGUGAUCAUAAAAAAUUAAUACGUUUUUUCAAAGAUUCUAUUGAUACCACAAGAAGCGUAUUAAAGCUCAAAAAGAUAUUCAACCAAUCAUCGAAGAGACAGAAUUUGUCUAUAUUUACUAUUAACGUUGCAGGCGACGUUAUAGAACUUUACGCUAUGCAUAGAGAAUUGGGUAUUUACAGAUAUUGUCUCAUAGAGGAAGCAUCAAUUCCAUUACACAUAACUUCAGCAAACGCUGUGUAUCCGCUCAUUCAUACCUUACUAACAUUAAGAACGGCAGUUGCAUGCACAAUUCAUAAAAUACUACAUAAUUUUGAUUCUGGAGAUAGUGAACAUAGUUCUAGUGAAAUGACAACAACUGUACCUACUCCUUAA
Acaulospora morrowiae is the source of this 1455-nucleotide messenger RNA. The record is from the annotation of a GenBank genome assembly. Lineage: Eukaryota; Fungi; Glomeromycota; Glomeromycetes; Diversisporales; Acaulosporaceae.